AUGGGAUUCCCAGAGGCCGGUCUGCCCAUUACACGUAUGACACAGGACCAAACACAGAGACUCACAUGGAUUUUCCGGCCAGAUGCCCCUCUCUCCAGCUGCCUUCUCUCACCAUUUAUCAAGGAUUUGGACCAGGACAAGAAUGGCUCGGCCUUUAGCUUGCCUGCCCCGGCGACCCCAAUGGGUAACGUGGUAACACAGUGCCAAAAUAAAUUGCAGACACAGAGAUACCAGCCAGGAGGAGGAGGAGGAGGAGGAGGAGGAGCUGCGGAGGAAAGUUUGGGAAGAGGAGAAGCAGCUGAGGAUGGAAGUUUGGGAGGAGGAGGAGUUGAUGAGGGAAGUUUAGGGGGAGGUGCUGCAGAGAGAAGUUUGGGAAAAGGAGGAUCUGCGGAGGGAAGUUUAGGAGGAGCUGAUGAGCGAAGUUUAGGAGGAGGAAGAGUAGCUGUGAAUGGAAGUUCGGGAGGAGGAGAAUGA
Molecule: messenger RNA, 474 nt
Organism: Macrobrachium nipponense
Lineage: Eukaryota; Metazoa; Arthropoda; Malacostraca; Decapoda; Palaemonidae
Product: acanthoscurrin-2-like
Exons: 2
Coding region: 1-474 (157 amino acids)
Source: RefSeq, a predicted model, not a curated record